This is a messenger RNA of Striga asiatica, 750 nucleotides long. The record is from the annotation of a GenBank genome assembly. NCBI's taxonomy places the organism in Eukaryota, Viridiplantae, Streptophyta, Magnoliopsida, Lamiales, Orobanchaceae.
AUGGGUUUGCCUUGGUAUCGUGUUCAUACCGUUGUAUUGAAUGAUCCCGGCCGGUUAAUUUCCGUUCAUAUAAUGCAUACAGCCCUAGUUGCCGGUUGGGCGGGCUCGAUGGCUCUGUAUGAAUUAUCCGUUUUUGAUCCUUCUGACCCUGUUCUUGAUCCAAUGUGGAGACAGGGAAAACCUUCUUUGGAUUUGCCGAAGAUCUUUGGAAUUCAUUUAUUCCUCUCUGGGGUGGCUUGCUUUGGUUUUGGUGCAUUUCAUGUAACAGGCCUGUACGGUCCUGGAAUAUGGGUGUCCGAUCCUUAUGGACUAACGGGAAAAGUACAACCCGUAAGUCCGUCGUGGGGCGUGGAAGGUUUUGAUCCUUUUGUUCCGGGAGGAAUAGCUUCUCAUCAUAUUGCAGCAGGUACAUUGGGCACCUUAGCGGGUUUAUUCCAUCUUAGCGUCCGACCGCCACAACGUCUAUACAAAGGAUUGCGUAUGGGAAAUAUUGAAACCGUGCUCUCUAGUAGUAUCGCGGCUGUCUUUUUUGCAGCUUUUGUUGUUGCUGGAACUAUGUGCCCAAGGGGUUGGUUUACUUUUGGACAUGCUUCGUUUGCUUUGCUCUUCUUCUUCGGACACAUUUGGCAUGGUGCGUCAACCUUGUUCAGAGAUGUUUUUGCUGGUAUUGACCCAGAUUUGGAUGCUCAAGUAGAGUUUGGAGCAUUCAAAAAACUUGGGGAUCCAACUACAAGAAGACAGCCAGUCUGA